AUGGCUUCACCACCGGCACUAUUUACAGCCUCUUGGGGACAGACACUGACAUAUUUAUUAGCCGUCUGUCCGUUUUCUAUUGCGUUUCUAGUCUUCAUCAAUUCCUCCGUAUCAUUCGUGGUGACAGAUCUCAUAGGUCUUCACAAGGGAGAGGGUGAUGCCGUUGGAACAUUAGGAUUUGCUGAUGAACUUCUUGCUCUUGUGGCCUGCCCGAUCUGGGGUGUCCUUUCCGAUCGGAUUGGAGUACGCCAUGUGUGUACUGUUGGCUAUGCGAUAAUUGCUCUUGCAUUAGUUCUGUUUGUGCAGGCCACAAAUAUCUAUCCGCAGCUUCUUCUGGGCAGGCUCCUGUUCAGCAUUGGCGGCUCCGCCGUGUCGACCAUGGUCACCGCCGUCCUCCCCACAGUAACAGGAGAGGCUCUUCGAUAUCAAGCCUACCGGCAAUCUGUUUCAUCAGACCUGACUAUCACGCCGGAGAGGGUGAACAAUCAUCGCAAUCGCCGAAAGGAUGCGGGUAACCUUAGUUCAUCCCCCUCCGCUCGGCUUUCCGGGUUUGUCGGACUCUUUGCUGGAUGUGGCGCUUUAAUUUCCCUAGCCGUCUUUUUGCCGCUCCCAGCCCGAUUUGAGAAGCUAGGCCUUUCGCCCACUGAAGCUCUUCAACGUAGUUAUUAUCUAGUUGCUGUUGUCGCCCUCCUUAUCAGCUUUGCUAGCUUUAUUGGCCUUCGAAAUCUACCCGGUGAAGAGAAGAAAGGAUGGGGAUCACUAUGCAAUAUCUACUCUUCGCAGUACCACGAUGAGGAUGAUCAUGACAAUAACCUGGAUGGGCCUGCCCAGCUGUCGUAUUGGAAGCAACUGACCACGGCACUGCUCCUCGGGUUCCGAAAUCGCAGCAUCGGACUAGGUUAUGUGGGAGGAUUCGUCGCCCGGGCGUCGUCAGUUGGGAUCUCGCUGUUCAUCCCGCUAGCUGUCAAUCACUACUAUCGCGCAUCAGGCCUAUGCGACGAGGGCCGUGAUCCAGUCUCUGGAACGGGCCUGGGCGAUAUCAAGAAGGCGUGCCCGCGGGCAUACAUUCUCGCAUCGAUCCUGACCGGCGUCUCGCAGCUGGUUGCUCUUUUUGCUGCACCGGCCUUUGGAUAUUUAACGGAUAAAUCGCGCCGAUACAAUUUCCCCCUUCUCGUGGCCGCCUUGGUCGGGGUGGUCGGCUACUUGGCCUUUGCCAUGUUGCCAAACCCCCAGUACAAAGGUCCUGAUGGGAAUGCGGGGGUAUUUGUUGUGAUGGCCCUGAUCGGAAUCAGCCAGAUUGGCGCGAUUGUCUGCAGUCUCGCAGUGCUGAGCAAUGGCAUUUUGCGGGUCAGCAUCGAGGACGAGACGCUACAGAAAGUAUACGAUACGCAGCAUUUGUCGCAUCUCAAGGGCUCCAUCGCCGGCGUCUACUCACUCUACGGUGGGGCUGGGAUCCUCAUUCUCACGAAAUUGGGUGGGUUGUUAUUUGAUGUACUGUCGUCUGGAACCCCAUUCUAUAUCAUGGCCGUUUUCAAUGGCAUCCUGCUUAUCACGGGGAUCGUGUGUGGGGCCAUGAAUCAUGUUGCUUCCAUCAAGGAAGCAUCCGCGUGA
Molecule: messenger RNA, 1611 nt
Organism: Penicillium macrosclerotiorum
Lineage: Eukaryota; Fungi; Ascomycota; Eurotiomycetes; Eurotiales; Aspergillaceae
Product: putative MFS transporter
Exons: 3
Coding region: 1-1611 (536 amino acids)
Biological process (GO): transmembrane transport
Molecular function (GO): transmembrane transporter activity
Source: RefSeq, a predicted model, not a curated record